AUGGAACUCUUCAGUUGGUUACAUAUCCGGCUUCUCCCAGAUAUUUAUUUGUCGAUAUUGGCCGUGGUUUUGACGUUUCCACUGUCUCUGGCUUUCACACUUGGGUGGCGACCUACUAAACUGGAUUCGGGAAACCCCUUUGCUCCAACUGUUUCAGCCGUGAUACCCCAGGUUCUUGGAGUGAACAGGGUCUGCAAAUCUGUGACAAUGGAAAAUCUGAAGCAUCGUCCACUAAUCAAAUCUUUCCGUCACAAAGCAAUGAAAUCCACCAAGAUAUGCUCAAUCAUUGACUGA
This is a messenger RNA of Dicrocoelium dendriticum, 294 nucleotides long. NCBI's taxonomy places the organism in Eukaryota, Metazoa, Platyhelminthes, Trematoda, Plagiorchiida, Dicrocoeliidae. The record is from the annotation of a GenBank genome assembly.